AUGGCCUCCGCGGAUGUCGGGUCAAGAUUGCUCCCUUUGGCACAGCCAUCACCCCAUUCGGGCCAUGGUCUCAAGCAGUUCUGCAGAAACAACGACAUCUCGGCCGUCUCGAACAGCUCCUGCUCGUAUCAUAUCAGCAACCCAGAUCUGGUUCUUGCAAAGGACACCUCCGCUGGCUCCAAGGACAGGCCAUCGCCAUCAUCGGAGAGAAUCGAGGAUGAGUGUGCUUUGGAUCAUACUUCCACAAGAGCUGUCGAGGAUAUCGUCUUGCCAAAGCCCCUGUCAGAGAAUGCAGAUUACGGCUCUCACACUAGCACGCGGGCCAACCCCGACGGCGGCCAACUGAUAUUGCACAAACAUGCCCUGCGUCGUCAGGAGAUGCAACAUGGUGAAGGGGACCGCCCCUCCUGCAUUCCCAUAGCCGAAGGUAGUUUUUCUCCAACACUUGACAAGCCCACUCACAACCGGCGGUCCUCCUCAGAUUCGUCCUUCGCCUUCGUGACGGCAACCAAAAGCGCCAGUAUGUCUCUGGGCAAUGUGAGCAUGUUGACUCGCUCGAGGAGGGACAUAUAUCGGUUAUCUCGUGUCCGUUCGAGGACGGAUCGCAGCAGCAGAGCUUCCGUCAGUGGCCCACGGAUCUCUCUGGAUAGUUCUUGUUUGGAACCGCAACCUGCCAUAGAUCCUGCUACUAGGGAACGGUCCUUGCAGAGGCGCCGUAUACUGGAGGAAUUGAUUAGCACUGAGGAGAACUACAUCGGCGAUGUACGGUUCUUAAUGAAUGUCUACGUCACGAUCCUUGCUUCGCUACCAGCUAACCCCCCGGGACUGCGAUUGUCCGUUAACCAGAACCUCAACGACAUUGUGCAGCUUCACGAGGAGAUUCUUGGAGAGCUCCACCAUGCUGUGCCUUACUCGGAAUACACUCAGCCAGGUGUCCCCUUGCAAAACGCCGAAUCGAGCGCGUCUGCACGCGAACUUCACCGUUGGAGAUCUCCAGGUGUCCUUGCGGAGGCCAAAAAUGGCACUUCACGAAUGGAAGAGGUUACUGGCAUGCUGGCUGAACCCCAUACCGCCGCUGAAGUCGCGAGGAUCUUCUCGAAGAAGAUGCACCGAUUCUUCAUCUACGAAGAGUAUGGGGCAAAAUACAAAUUGAUGAUCAAAGAUGUUGCCUCGGCACACCGGACGAUGCCUGGUUGGCUCUCGUAUCAGAAAGGAUUGGAGCUCCUUGCUGCAUCCCUCGUCCCCGACGGCCAGGGCGACCAUUCAAGGAAGAGCCUCACAAUUGGCGACCUCCUGGUCAAGCCGAUCCAACGAGUGUGCAAAUAUCCCUUGCUCUUCUGGGAAUUAUUGAAGCACACUCCCGUGGUUGACUGCCCUUGCUCAUAUUUGGAGAUUGAAAACACGCUCAUCAGACUUCGGGAAGCCACUGCUGAAAUCAACCGUGCGACGGACGAUUCCCGAGCAAAAUCAGCCUUGGAAAGGACGUGGAUUCUCCAGGACCGGCUUGUGUUCCCAAACCAGCUAGAUGCAGCGUCAAGAAACCGUAUCAGAUCAUUUGGCCACGCACAACUCUGCGGUGCUCUCCACGCCUGCUGGCAGACCAAAGAAGGGGUGAGUGGGCAGUACAUGAUUGCCCUACUGUAUCGAGAGUGGUUUUGCCUUGCGACCGCGGGCAAGGCCGACCAUGUCUACGCGAUACAGGCUUGUAUCUUUCUGGCAAAUGCCAAGUUGGAAGAAGUAGAUAAUGGGCGAGGUCUUCAAUGCCACACAGCGCAGCAUUCAUGGAAACUGGUGUUCGUAUGCGGCCAGCAGCUGUAUGAACUAAUCCUGACAGCAUGCACCGAUAAAGAGGAACUGGAAUGGCGCACACGGCUGGAAGAUAACCAGAAAGCUGCUGUCACCAAUUGCCAGGAUCAGGCGCAGCCAGAAGUGCUCGAAAGUCUCUCGUUGAACAUCAGAGCUCUGGGUACUGUUUUUAGGAAACAAGGGACCGCUGCUAGAAAGAUAUCGAUGCAUCGAACAAUCACAGUUGGCGCCAAGUCUCCCUUAUGCCAGGUCAUUCUCAAGAACACCACCGUCAGAGAGGCGGCGGUGUCUGGCAACGGUUCUCAUAUCAACAGGUCUCAGUCAUUAUACACAACCAACAGCCGUAUACCUGUGCUGGCACCUUCCAGGGCCGAGAGGGCGCGACUGGAGGCUCUCCUGGCCGAUGUGUGGACGAGGGAUGUAUUACCCUUCCCUGGAAUGACGGUCCGAUCCAGGAGCGAGCAGCUGGUCCGAGCAUCGGCGUCUUCAGUGAUGCGAAGAUUGAGUUCGGUGAGCAUCACUGGUAGGUUUGCGAAGCGCUCGAGCAGUUUUCCGAGCCUGCUGCAACUGAAGGGCGCAGGUAGCAGCCCUGUCAGUGGUGAAGAGACAAGCCGCAGAAGUAAAGAAGAACCACGCCCGGAAACGCCCGCGUCCCAUCAACUGGGAGAGGUACGCAUGUCGCCGCUGUCUAUGAUUCCCGACGAAACGGAACGUUCCAGUCCGUCUCUGGCUCCGUCGGCGGCGUCGCCCGGGUCGGAUCCAUGCGCAAUUCCCAUCGGACUGCGAGACAUCCUCGGCUAG
Messenger RNA from Canariomyces notabilis, 2607 nucleotides. RefSeq names its product Dbl homology domain-containing protein. Gene Ontology annotation, cellular component: cytoplasm. The coding region runs from base 1 to 2607 and encodes 868 amino acids. The record is from RefSeq and is a predicted model, not a curated record. Gene Ontology annotation, molecular function: guanyl-nucleotide exchange factor activity. The transcript is spliced from 9 exons. Gene Ontology annotation, biological process: regulation of GTPase activity. Lineage: Eukaryota; Fungi; Ascomycota; Sordariomycetes; Sordariales; Chaetomiaceae.